AUCAACGUUGAUGGCGGAGACUCCAACGCUCGGAUUCUAAAAAAUGUCUUUGUUAGCCUCCUCACACACAUAUCUACAAAGACUCUUCACUAUCAACCUCUGCUCUCCCAAAUCUCACUCUUCUUCAACUCUUCUUCCCAAAAACUCUCUCUCUCUAAGACCCAUCACCACCUUAUCUCCCCUCUCCGCUCACUUGUCAUACUCUCGCUCCUCCUCUGCCGCCGCCGCCACCACCAGCACCACCGCAAUGGGUGACGCCGCCACCGACGCAGGCAUGGACGCUGUCCAGAGGCGUCUCAUGUUCGAAGACGAAUGUAUUUUGGUGGAUGAGAAUGAUCGUGUUGUUGGCCAUGACACGAAAUACAACUGUCACUUGAUGGAAAAGAUUGAAUCUGAAAAUUUGCUACACAGAGCUUUCAGUGUAUUUUUGUUUAACUCAAAAUAUGAGUUACUCCUUCAGCAACGGUCUGCAACAAAGGUCACAUUCCCUCUGGUGUGGACAAACACCUGCUGCAGCCAUCCGCUAUAUCGAGAAUCAGAGCUUAUUGAUGAGAAUGCCCUUGGGGUGAGGAAUGCUGCACAAAGGAAGCUUUUGGAUGAACUGGGUAUUCCUGCUGAGGAUGUGCCAGUUGACCAGUUCACGCCACUGGGCCGCAUGCUGUACAAGGCGCCAUCUGAUGGCAAAUGGGGAGAGCAUGAACUUGAUUACCUACUCUUCAUUGUCCGAGAUGUUAAUGUGAACCCGAAUCCUGACGAAGUUGCUGAUAUUAAAUAUGUUAACCGGGAUCAGUUGAAAGAGCUUUUGAGAAAAGCAGAUGCUGGCGAGGGGGGUCUGAAGCUGUCCCCAUGGUUCAGGCUAGUUGUGGACAAUUUCUUGUUGAAGUGGUGGGAGCAUGUUGAGAAAGGGACCAUCCAGGAAGCCGCCGAUAUGAAAACCAUUCACAAGCUCAUCUGAAAACAGCAGUCGGCUUGAGGUGAUAUCGUGUCAUGACAUUUCAAGUAGUUUCAUACUAAUAAAUAUGGAGGUGCAGUUCCAACAGAUCAUCUUUGCUGGGUGUGUAGGCAUUUUCUUCUUGUUACCAUAAUCUGUACUGUUCGUGUCUAAACAGAUUUUAAUUGCUUGUUUGUUAAAAAUUGUACUAAGACAAUGUAUUAUAGAUUUGGCUUUAUGCUUUUGAUAAUUCAAAACCAUAUUGUCAUA
This is a messenger RNA of Cornus florida, 1201 nucleotides long. Its product is annotated as isopentenyl-diphosphate Delta-isomerase I-like. Gene Ontology annotation, cellular component: cytoplasm. Gene Ontology annotation, biological process: isoprenoid biosynthetic process; isopentenyl diphosphate biosynthetic process. The coding region runs from base 44 to 955 and encodes 303 amino acids. The record is from RefSeq and is a predicted model, not a curated record. Gene Ontology annotation, molecular function: isopentenyl-diphosphate delta-isomerase activity. NCBI's taxonomy places the organism in Eukaryota, Viridiplantae, Streptophyta, Magnoliopsida, Cornales, Cornaceae. The transcript has 6 exons.